Closterium sp. Naga37s-1 is the source of this 2715-nucleotide messenger RNA. The record is from the annotation of a GenBank genome assembly. NCBI's taxonomy places the organism in Eukaryota, Viridiplantae, Streptophyta, Zygnematophyceae, Desmidiales, Closteriaceae.
AUGGAGUUUGUGGACAAGAUGCUGACGGAGGUGGACUGCAUCAUUCUACGGGAGGAUAAGCUGCCACAGCAGCCUAACAAGGAGGACUGUGGGAUUUUUGUUUGUCAGUACCUCAAGACCCUGGUGAAUACCGACUUCACCACGGUUUUGAACGGCCUCUGGUUCCAGGGUGUGACACCGCACCAAUACAUGCGGGAGAUGCGGCGCGACUUGUGUGCACACGCGUGCGGAGAUCUUAUUAAACAGCUGGAGGACCUGGGGAUUGAAAUCCCCCCGCAGGACGAAGGCCGGGUUACCGAUGAGGGGGCAGUGGUGCAAGAGAGGAACGCUGCUAUGGGAGAGGGGAGGCAAACUCCGGUCACUCGCCCUGUGGAGGACGCACGGGUUACGGAGAUGAUGAGGCAUCUGACGACGUUGAAUAACGAUGUGAGGUACCUGGACGCCAGCUUCACCGUACUCGCCAACUUUGUAGGACUGAGGCGGGACGAGGUGGUGACAGCUGCAACCCACCUACUGCUGCAUGGGGGUCACGCGGGGACCGGCGCGAAAGCAGAGGCGGGUGGCACCAAGAAUGCUCCACGCACUCCACAGCGUCCGUCUGCACGUAAGAGGCGGGAUGACAGCAGUCCUGAGGAGGAUGGCGUGCGCAAUGCCACCCGGGUUGCGCUGGCCUCCACGUUCGCUGCAUGUGAGCCGACAUCGACCUUGCUGCAGAACCCGCACCUCUCGCACGGGACCAUACCUCACUGGAUGUUCACGCGCGGGAUGCACCUGCUCGGGGCGGGUGUGCCAGCUGGAGCUGACGUGUGGGGAGACACGCGAGGGAAGGAGACGGUGAAGGCCGAAGAGGAGGAGGAUCUCGUGUCAGACACAGACGACGAGGAGGAUGAUGACGAAGCGUGUGCCUCCAGAUACACGGGUGUGAAGUUGGAUAAAGCAUCCGGCAAGUACGGCGUGAAGAUCCUGAUUAAGGAAGGUGGAAAGCGUAAGCAGCAGCGGUUGGGAGCGUACACCACGGAGGAAGAGGGGGCGUUCGCGUACGCCGCAGGUGCGUUCGUGCUGAGGCCACGUGACAAGAUACCCAACACGGUCAGCCUGUCAGCCGCAGAGAAGGCGAUGCUGCGUGGUUGCACCAAAGAAGAUUUGCAGAUCCUGGUGGAAGCGCGGAAGUGGUGGAGGUGGAGGAGCUGGCGGGAGGCGCUGGAUAGCGUGAGCAGCAAGCUGAAACGUGGCAGGAAGCGUGGGGGUGCCACAGGUACAUCAAAGAGGCACAGGGUGGUGGAUAGCAACACCAUGGCUACCAACGAACCAGAGGUCCCCGACAAUGCGGAGAGUGGGGGGACGGCCCCUGUGAGCGAGCAGGGCGGGGGUGCAAAGAACAAUGAGCAGGAAGAGCGAGGGGAAGACACUGAUGACGGGACGGGCGCCGAAAGUGCAGAUUCGUCCGAGCGCAGCGAGGAGGAUGACGAGGAAGGCUCAGACACUUCGGCCAGCGCCUCACACGAAGAAUCCGCCGACCCUGCUCCGGAGGCGAAGACGAACGACGAUGGGUGUGCGGGAACCGCUGCGCCCAAUGCUGACACGCGCGCAAGCCAAGGCGCGCGGGACACGGAUGUGCCUCGAGGUGACGGCCGAGGACAUGCGGACGGACCUGUGGACCGCACAUGCGGGAACACGUUGAACCCAAACGGCGAUGACGUGCGCAUCCCGAGCAGGGUCCUCGAGCAACUUAUACAGGCUCAGGACAAGAGCGCCAAGGAGAACGCGCGGUUGGAGGCGCUGUUCUUGAAUGCGAUGUCUCGGCCUUCCGGUGGCUCUCGUAAGCGUAAGGCGCAGAAGCAGAGAGACCCGGGACAGGGGCCGACGUCGACGAUGACCUUCUACCCGAGCAGCGACGAUAAGACUCAUGGAGUGUGUGCGGUGCUGGACCGCCUGCCGCAUAGCUUCGCUUGCUUGGCGUUGGCGGCUGACAAUUCGCGACGCGCGGACCUCAACAAGACGCUCUCUGAGUGGAAGACGCGGGCCGCCGCCCGCGUGCGAGACAUUGCACUUCCCAAGCUCGGCUUGUUCCGCGACGACAGGGACGCAUCCAGCCCGUGGGCACCAGAGAAGGAGCGCAGUAUCGAGAAGAUCCGGGAGCACAUUGGGCUUGGCGUUGUCCGCCCUGGUGAGUGCCAUGAAGACAGCAGGUGGGGUCGCCUACGUGUUGGUAUGCUGACAAUGAGUGUAUGGCGGCCAUUGACACUGACUGUGCGCAUGUGGUGUGCAGAAACCCUGGUGCUCACGAGCUGGGCGACAGACCGGAACGGCAUGCCGUUUGCCUCUCGGGCGUUCGCGACAUGCGCGAAGGUUGCAUUCAGGCCUAAGAAGGCCGGGCUGGUGAUGACUCUGAAGGUGUACCACCUGGCCUGGUUGGAGCAUGUGGUCUCCGACUGCGUCCUCUACUGGGAGGAGAGGAAAGGCCGGCUUUCCAACUCGGCCGGGGGAAACGCCCACGUUGUGGACGGCCUCAAGGUCCUGGUGAAGGAGGCCGUGGAGAGGGCGAUCCGGAUCCGCAACCCGGAGUAUGACGCGGAGCGCGAGGCGUGGACCUGGGGCCGCCAUGGACUGCGCAUCUCUGCGUGUGGCCUGGAGCACAUGAAGCCCACCGCCGCAGCUCAGUCAGAAGACCUCGUGAGGGAUGACGACCUUUCGGCGUCAGUUGGUGCUGAGUAG